AUUAAACAUACGGCAAAGCGUUUAUGGAAGCAAAUAAUAUAAUAAAAGUAAUACAAAAUAAGGUGUAACAAAUUUUAUUAAUUUAUUUGUUCAUUAUUUUUACUGGUGUCGACCUCUACGAAUACUUUGUUCAAAUACAGAUAAUACAGGUGCGCAAGUUGUCAAAAUGAUAUAACGUGUAGGGUUUACGGACGGUUAUUUUCCUGGGUUUAAUGAAUAACACAUGGUGUUAAAUAACGAGGAUAUCAAUAUUAUUUGGAUAAGCGACUAUUAGCACACUGAAAUUUUAUCGCCUUUUCCUUAGUCGACCUUUCGCUAUUCCGGUGUAACAGGAAAUAUGAUAAUUGUCCCUAUAGUUAAUUAGCUGCUGGUGUUGAUAAUAACAUGCUGCUAAUAUAUGAUAAGCCUGUGCCGUGUACGUCUCCACGCAAGUUAGAAUUAAUACCACCGAGACGUUUAUUCGACAGUCUGCGAUCUGUAUUUGAUAGUAAAGUAGUUUAGAAGGUGACAGAUGUUUCAUAAAAUAACCAGAAUUUACCUCAACAAUUUUAAACCUUCGUUAUUUUGAAUUCGAAUUGCGCGAAAACAAGUACAUUCAACUUUUUUUUUCAGCUUAAGAUGUUUGAGAUCUUUUACCUUGGAUUGUACUUAUUGUUUUUUGGAAGUUGCGUUGGGGACUAUUCAGAUUGGGACACGAAAUGGCAAAUGCUGUGUCCUGGAUUAUUUCCCAAAGUAUUCACGAGUUACACACCUCGUGGAAAUUUUUCUAGUGGUAUAUAUACUAUGCAACCUCAUCUAAGCGAUAUAAAACACUGUGUAGCUGUAUGUUGUACUAAACCCACAUGUAAUGUGGCAUUAAUGCACAAUGGUACUUGUUACCAUGUGCAGUGUGAAAGUUCCAAAUUAUGUAUACCUUUAUAUAGAAAAGAUCUAGCAACUGAAAAUCCACCUAUUAUGGUUCUGGUUAAACCAGUGAAAGAAGAUGAAAUAUGGAGUAUAUUAUUAAAUCAAAUAAAUGACGAUACUGGAAGUUUGCUUAUGGAUGGCAAUGAAAUGGAUCACAUACUUUUUAGUGAAACAAGCGAGAUAAGUUGUAUCACUAAACCAGAUUGUUUAGAAAAUGAAGUAUGCGUUAAAAACGAUAAAUCUGAUGUUGGAAUUUGUGAAUGUGCCAUUGGAUUCAAACGCAAUAUCGCGGGUAUUUGUACUUUAGUAGAGGAUAUAGAACUUGGGGUAACAGCACAAGCAAAGGCAGAAGACGAAAAAGAUUCUAAUACAUCUAUGAAACCAACCAUAAAACAGUUAUUAGUUUCUGCUGUUUCAAAAGAAGUACGCUUACCAGAAAAUGAAGUAACUUUAUCUGCCUAUACUGUCCCUGCUGAGCAGGAAAGUGAACAUUACAAUUAUGUUUGGAGCCUUUUAAGUCAACCUGAAAGCCAUACUGGUACAAUGACUGAUCAGAAUCGAAUGACUGUUAAAUUAAGUAAUCUUUCCGAAGGUUUAUAUACAUUUAAAGUAACAGUGAAUAGUUCAAAUGCGAACGCUUAUGGAGAAGCAUAUGCAAAUGUCAGUGUUUUGCCACCCAAGAGAAUAAAUCAGGCACCAAUUGCCAUAAUUUCACCAGCUUCGCAAGUUGUAAAAUUGCCGAAUACUGGAGCUGUAUUAGAUGGUUCUUCGAGUAAAGACGACGAUCGAGUUAUUUCUUAUCACUGGGAAUUACAACAGGGCCCUAUUGGAUAUCAACCUAAUCUAGUCGACACACCUACUCUACAAUUAGAUAAUCUUAUUCCUGGAAAUUAUACGUUUAAGUUGACUGUUGAAGAUUCUGAUCAUAUUACUAACUCUACAAGUGCUAAUAUAACAGUCUUGAAAGUAACUGAUUAUCCUCCUAGUGCGAACGCGGGUCAAGAUAUUAUUAUAUAUUUACCUCAAAACACAUUGACACUCAAUGGUAAUUUGAGUACAGAUGAUCAUGGAAUAGCAAGCUGGGAAUGGACAAAGAGUCCUUCGGAUCAAAAUAAAGCAGUAGAUAUGCAAAACACAAGAACUCCAUACUUACAAUUAUCUAAUUUAGAGGAAGGAAUGUACACAUUUGUGCUGAAAGUAACAGAUGAUUCUGAACAGUCUUCUACAGCUGAAGUACAUGUAUUUGUAAAACCACCAACUAAUAAACCACCUAAAGCUGAUGCUGGUGAAGAUAUAACUAUAGCAUUACCAGAAACCAAAACUGUACUCGAUGGUCGAAAAAGCAAAGACGAUAUUAAAAUCGUAUCUUAUCACUGGGAGCAAGUGAGUGGACCUAAUAAGGCUGAAUUCUCUGCAGUUAACGAAUCAAUUACAAAUAUUACAAAAUUAACAAAGGGUGAUUAUGAAUUUAAGUUAACUGUAAUUGACGAUAACGGAAAUAAAAAUUCAGAUACUGUACAAGUAAAAGUCACGCAAAAUAAAAAUGCUCCUCCUAAAGCAAACGCAGGUGGCGAUCAAGUUGUUAUAGCACCUAUUAGUGCACUGAUUAUUAAUGGAUCUCAAUCGACUGAUGAUUUAAGAAUUAGUGAAUGGAUAUGGACAAGAGAUCCAUCUAGUCUUGCAAUAGGCACUAUAAUCCAGGAUACAGAUAAAUCGUCUGUUUUAAUGGUAACAGAUGUCGUUCCAGGCAGAUAUGUUUUUAGAUUAAAAGUAGUAGAUGAUCAAGGUCUUAGUAGCGAGGAUACUGUAUCCGUGAUAGUGAAAACUGAUCCACAAUUGUUGCAUUUGGUUGAAUUGACGCUGAACAUUGGAGCAAACAUGCUAACGGUAUCACAGAAAAAUUCAUUGAUAGUAAAGUUGCAAAUGUUAUUACGAGACGAAGCAUCGAUCGUUGUUCGAAAUUUAAGAGCAGAACCACAUACGGGCAGAGCGGUUUUAAUCUUUUACGUUGAAAAGAAAGGAGGAAAAACGACUAUGCCUGGACCGGAAGUGGUCAAACGAUUAAAAGAAAAAUUAAAACAAGAUUCUGGUCUUCUUCAACUAUCAGUUGCAAACAUUGAUACUGCUGUAUGCCAAAAUAAUUGUUCUGGUCAUGGGGUGUGUGAUCAAGAGACAAGGCUAUGUAUGUGCGAAGCAUUUUGGAUGCAAAAUUUAAUACAGAAAUAUUUCGGCAAUGGCGAUUCCAAUUGCGAUUGGAGCAUUCUCUAUGUAAUAAUAGCAUUACUGUCUCUGGUCGUGUGCUGGGUUGGUCUUAUUUGGGGUCUCGUUUGCCUAUGCCAAAGAAUAUGUUCAGGUAAACGACGUUCUCUUCGCGCCAAGAAGAAACCACCACGUUACUCCCUUUUGCAACCGGAACCAGAAGAUGACAGUAGCACAUUUUCAACACAUAAAAUGGUACUAUCUGAAUCGGAUACAGAUUCUGAUGACGUCUUAUUCGAGCAUCGUAAAGCAAAGAACAAUAGUCAAGCGAGAAACGGUAAAUCUCGGAAUGGCUUUAUUAAAGUGGGUUCUAGGGUGAAAACAUGAGGUAACAACUGUACUUAUAAACGUCAAACUGUAUCGUGCGUUAAAUUGUUUUAAUUUAAUCGAACGUUUCAGAAAUGUAUAGAGCGUAAAACCUCGUAUAGUGACGCACAUUUGUGUAUGUUUGGCCAAAAAAAAAAAAAAAAAAAAAAAAAAA
Osmia lignaria (orchard mason bee) is the source of this 3646-nucleotide messenger RNA. Its product is annotated as dyslexia-associated protein KIAA0319. Lineage: Eukaryota; Metazoa; Arthropoda; Insecta; Hymenoptera; Megachilidae. The record is from RefSeq and is a predicted model, not a curated record. Gene Ontology annotation, biological process: neuron migration. Gene Ontology annotation, cellular component: membrane; cytoplasmic vesicle.